Molecule: messenger RNA, 810 nt
Organism: Phytophthora infestans T30-4
Lineage: Eukaryota; Oomycota; Peronosporomycetes; Peronosporales; Peronosporaceae
Exons: 4
Source: RefSeq, a predicted model, not a curated record
AUGCUGCGCUCCACGGCGCCUAGCUCCUUUUUUAGUACGUCAGUCAACGUCGCGAUCUGCGCGCUGGGGUCGUCACCGAUGAUGGACUUCUUGCCUACGAGCUCCAGCAGCUCACGCAGACACAGCUCCUGCUGUCGUAGCUGGUCCGAGAUCUGCUGCGCAAGACGCGCAUCGCGGGAUAGCGGACGGACAGAGAUGGAGGAGGCGACGUUGCGUGCUAAAAUUCAGGCUAUGAAGAACCUACUGGAGGCCAAGAAACAUACAUCAGGUGGCGCAGCGCCCAUAGCUACAAGCUACAGCUUCUCACGACCCAAUUCCAGUCAUUAUCAGCCGAGAAAAUACGGUGCGUCUGGACCAGUGAAUCGCUCGUGGAAUCGCCAUUCGCCGCCUGCUGCCGUGAAUCGGAGUCACGUUGGGAGCGGGAGUGCCAAUAAGGUUUGGAAGCGAGAAGACACGCCUGUUUCGACGUCGUCGCCUGCGCUGGUGACGAAGCUUCGGAAGAGACCGAUGAAGGUGACGAGCAACAAACGCAAAAGUAUGCAGCUACAGGUGCUACGACUGGAAGACGGAGAAUACGCAAAGGCGAACGGGGGCUUCAGUCUCGUCCGGGCUGGAGUGAAGACGCCUACUCCUGCGACCACCGUUGCGAGUGCGAAGCCUACAUCGGUAAUCCGCUCGAACAGUAGUUACUGCAAGAACAAAGAGGAAUGCAGGUUUAUUCACGACAGUCGACGGGUGUCGAUGUGUCGGAAGUUUCUGAAAAAUGAGUGCGACGACCCCAACUGCUUGCUGUCACACCAACAUGACGAG